AAAGCUAAACGUUGUUCAUCAUUUAUUAUCAUCAGCCAACAAAAUUUUAUUUAAAACAUAUCUAUCAAAAGCUGUUAACAGGUUUUUAACACUCAAUUUAAAAAUAUUUAAUAAAAAAAACCUCAUCAUCAAAAAGCACUUCUCAAGAAUAUACAAACAAAAGAAUUGUUUUGAACAUUUUCUUUUUUAACAAAAAUAUAUCAAAAAAAAUUUUGCUGCUGCUGUUGCUAUUUACAUAAAUAUAAAAUAUAUAUCUCUAUAUCUAUUAUCGAAUAUAUAUUAUAAAUAUAAUUCAUAUUGUCGUUGUUGUUGUUGUCGCCUUAAUAAUAAUAUUAAAAUAAAAUCCACCACACCACUCUACUACUACUUACCACCAACCACCACCACCAAAAAAAAAUACCACCACAAAAUAAAUCUCAAAUAUUAAAAAAAUAAAUAUCAACAUCACUUCUUUAAAAUAACUCUAUAUUUUAUUAAAAAAAAAGCAACAAAAAAUCUUUCAAAAACACUUCAUCAUUAACUUUUAAUAAAAAAAAGAAAUCUUGUCAUCAACAUUGUUUAUAAACAAAAAUCGACUCAACAUUUUCAAGCAACACUCAGAAAAAAUUUAAACAAAUUCUUAUUCCAAAAUAAAAAUUUAACUAAUUCUUUUUUUAUCUUUCUUUUUAUGUUCAAAUAUAUAAAAAACAAACAAAACCAAAAUCUUUUUUAAAUAAAAAUUGGCCUAAAAAUUCAAAAAAAAAAAAAAAAAACAAAUCAAAAACCAAACUAAUGCUCUAAAAAUAAAAUCAAAAUAAAUUGAAUACCUCACAGCAACAAAUGUUGAUAAGCAAUGUUUAUAAACAAAACAAAAGUUAAACAGCAAUGAAACAAGUUUGAAAGUAACAUAAGAAAAGGAAUACUUUUUCUCAAAAAAAAAUUACGUCCAAGCCACAAAUUUAUAAAUAUAUAUUUAUAAGGAAACAAAAAUUAAGACUGAAAGUUUUUAAAAAAAGGAAAAUUUAUUUUACAAAGAGGAAAUGUCACAAAUGAAUACUUUAACGGAAAGUUUAAUGUCCAAUGCCUUUGAUUUAAUGGGAGGUUCAACAAUGGCUCAACAGUUUCUGGAACACAUGGAUAUGUAUACACAAAGGCAACAACAACAGCAGCAGCAACAUCAGCAACAACAGCAUCAGUAUACACUGCCAAGCAAUUUAACAGAAACACAGCAGCAGCAACAAUUUAUUAAUAAUAACAAUAAUACGCAGAACGCGUCACAACAAAUUGAUUUUUUAUUUAAUCAUCAAACGCAUACGCAACAAUCAUCGGCAGAUUCCUCAGCAUCUUCCUCGCCCACCAGUCAAUUACUGCAACAUAUGUAUAAACAACAACAACAACAUUCAACAUCUUCCUCACCUUUAAUGUUAAUGCAACAGCAACAACAACAACAGCAACAAUUUGAUAAUCAUCAACAUUAUACGCAACAUCAUCAGCAACAGCAUCAUCAUCAACAGCAACAACAACAACAACACCAGCAACAUUCCUUAAGAACAUCUCCUACCAACAACUUAGAAAAUAAUAUUUAUAAUACCUCACAGCAUUUAUUAAAUUUAAAUAUACAGAUGGAUUCCUCAACUACAUCACUACAACAGCAACAACAAUCAACACAAAAUCUAGUUAAGAAUAACACAACAACAACCACAGCAGCAACUACUACUACUACCAAUCUUAACAACAAUCUUAACAAUAACAAUUUAACUAACACAACAACCACAAACAAUAAUACGAAUGGUAACAAUAUGACUUCAUCACCACCCACAACAACUUCCUCGUCGUCCUCAUCAUCCACGGUUAUCUCAACCACUACUCAGCAACAGCAACAACAACAGCAGCAGCAACAAACAACGCCUCAUCAGCAUCAGCCACAUGCGCAACAUUCACAUCAUCAGCAUCAACAUGCUGCUGGCACAACAUCUCCUUAUAAAUCCUGUUGGUGUUAUGGUGAUUCAACCUAUCACAUGAAGAUCUUAGUGCCAGCAGUGGCCUCCGGUGCCAUUAUUGGCAAAGGAGGCGAGACCAUAGCCUCUUUACAAAAAGAUACUGGUGCUCGUGUUAAAAUGUCCAAAUCACAUGAUUUCUAUCCAGGUACUACCGAACGUGUGUGUCUUAUAACCGGCACCGUGGAAGGCAUUAUGACUGUACUCGAUUUCAUUAUGGAUAAAAUUCGUGAAAAACCCGAUUUGAAUACAAAAAUCUUGGAUGCCGAAAAUAAACAGAGCCAAGAACGUGAUAAACAAGUGAAAAUUUUGGUGCCCAAUUCCACCGCCGGCAUGAUCAUUGGCAAGGGUGGUGCUUACAUUAAGCAAAUCAAAGAGGAAAGUGGUUCAUAUGUACAGAUUAGCCAAAAGCCCAAGGAUAUUUCAUUGCAAGAACGUUGCAUUACCAUCAUUGGCGACAAGGAGAACAAUAAAAAUGCCUGCAAAAUGAUCUUAUCGAAAAUAGUCGAAGAUCCUCAGUCGGGCACUUGUUUGAAUGUCUCGUAUGCUGAUGUUAGUGGGCCGGUGGCAAAUUUCAAUCCAACCGGUUCACCAUAUGCCACCAAUCAGAAUGCUAUUAAUUCGAGUACCGCCUCGUUGAAUUCAACUUUGGGUACGACAAUUGGUGGUGCCGCUUCGGCAGCUGGUCUACUAGUCAAUGGUACGGGCAUUAAUUUGUCCUUGAAUUUGAGCACACCAAAUCCAGCACCAAAUCUAGCAUUGGCCACACAGUUAUUGGAACAUAUUAAGGUCGCUUUAAGAAGUUUAGGCUAUUCCGAAACCGCCACUACUGAAGUGUGUGCUGCCUUAGGUGUUUUAGCUAAAUACGGUGUACUCGGUAUGGGUGUCGGUUUGCCACAUGCCAAUGGUGCUCACACAACACUCGGCAGCUAUUUGGGUGUAUCCACGUUGGAUCAACAGACAGCCGCCGCCAAUGCUGCCGCCAGUGCGAGCAAUGUUUUCGGUGCCGUAGGACAAGUCAAUUUGGAACAAUAUACAGCCGCAGCUGCAGCCGCUGCUGCUGCGGCCGCCUCGCGUCCCACGCAAACACAAUUGGAUGUUGCAGCUGCUGCGGCCCAAUUUGAUCAUUUCCGUCAUUUAGGAAGUGCAGCUACAGCUGGUCAAGCUGCCACACCCGUGUCAUUGAAUAAUAAUAGUUUUGGUUUAACCGCUGCUACAGGUACCGCCACUACGGCACCCACAUUGGGUGCUAAUGCUGCCCAUUCGUUGAGCAGUCUGAGUAAGAGUCCCACACCGGGUGAUUUGGGUGCCAAGGAUACCAAAAAUGUGGAAAUUCCUGAAGUUAUUGUAGGCGCUAUCUUAGGUCCAAAUGGUCGUAGUUUAGUUGAAAUACAACAUGUAUCGGGCGCAAAUGUGCAAAUUUCAAAGAAAGGUAUAUUCGCACCUGGCACUAGAAAUCGUAUUGUAACAAUAACUGGUCAACCGAGUGCCAUUGCUAAAGCUCAAUUUUUAAUUGAACAAAAAAUCAACGAGGAGGAGACAAAAAGAGCGCGACAAAUUCCAUUAGCCACUGUUGUGAAUUAAAAAAAAAACAAAACAAAAACAAAUUAUUUAUACAUAAAAAUAUAAAUAUAUAAAUAAUUAUAUAUACAUAAAAGAAAUCUAUAUAAAAAACACACACACACACACCUACACCUCUCUCCACAUACAUACACCCUUAAUAAUUUGUAUAGAAAUUUAAUUUAACAACAUUUGUUUUAAAACAAACAACAAAAAAAAAAAAAAGAAAAUAAUUUUUAAAAUUUUUUUCUGUAAAAUCAUUAACAAAAAAAUUAUUUAUCUUAAAAAAAGAAAAGUAAUGAAUGUAAGAAAAAAAAUUCUUCAUUAUUUUUCCUCUACCCUCACACAUAACCAUUACAUACAAACAAAUAAUUUCAUUAUCAAACAAU
Lucilia cuprina (Australian sheep blowfly) is the source of this 3925-nucleotide messenger RNA. It is a transcript of the gene pasilla, whose product is annotated as RNA-binding protein Pasilla. Lineage: Eukaryota; Metazoa; Arthropoda; Insecta; Diptera; Calliphoridae. Gene Ontology annotation, cellular component: cytoplasm; nucleus. Bases 1020 to 3560 code for a protein of 846 amino acids. Gene Ontology annotation, molecular function: mRNA binding. Gene Ontology annotation, biological process: mRNA splicing, via spliceosome; regulation of alternative mRNA splicing, via spliceosome. The transcript has 5 exons. The record is from RefSeq and is a predicted model, not a curated record.